GUGGAGACCACACCAUUGCAUACCCCAUCCUGCAGGCGGUGGCUGAGAAGCACGGCCCGGUGGGUCUGGUCCACGUUGACGCUCACGCUGACACCAGUGAUGUGGUUCUGGGGGAGCGGAUCGGACACAGGACCCCCUUCAGACGCUGUGUGGAGGAGGGGCUGCUGGACUGCAGCCGGGUGGUGCAGAUCGGCCUGCGGGGGUCCGGUUACUCCGCCGACUCCUACGCCUGGAGCCGUGCUCAGGGUUUCCGUGUAGUGCAGGUGGAAGAGUGCUGGUUCAAGUCUCUGGCUCCCCUGAUGGAGGAGGUCAGGGGUCAGAUGGGAGGGGGUCCGGUGUACCUGAGUUUUGAUAUCGAUGCUCUGGACCCCGGCUUCGCUCCGGGCACCGGGACCCCCGAGAUCGCCGGGCUCACCUCCAUACAGGGAGUGGAGAUCAUCCGCGGCUGUCGGGGUCUGAACCUGGUGGGCUGUGACCUGGUGGAGGUGUCUCCCCCCUACGACACCACCGGAAACACGGCGCUGACCGGAGCUAACCUCCUGUUUGAGAUGCUCUGCGUCCUCCCCAACGUCAAAUACCUCUGACUCAAUGAAGACACACAAAGUAUUGUUUACAGCCAAUGAGAGGACAGAUGCACUGAAGAUUAUUCUAGUCUCUUUGUGGUUAAUUAUAAUAUCAUUCUGUGCUUUAUAAAUGAAAUAUAAGAUGUAAUUAAAAUGUAAAAUAAUCUAAUGAUUGUGCAAUAUUUACAUAUAACUCUAUCAAUGGAGUUACAGUUUAAUAAAGUAAUACAUACUAAUAAA
This is a messenger RNA of Gymnodraco acuticeps, 803 nucleotides long. It is a transcript of the gene agmat, whose product is annotated as agmatine ureohydrolase (agmatinase). The record is from RefSeq and is a predicted model, not a curated record. Lineage: Eukaryota; Metazoa; Chordata; Actinopteri; Perciformes; Bathydraconidae. Gene Ontology annotation, molecular function: metal ion binding; agmatinase activity.